AAUCUCGUUUCCCUCCCAGAAAACAAACAAGUUAACGUAGUUGUCGCGUCUUGGGCUGCUCGUCUCUGGCGAUAUUUCACACAAGAAAGAUGAGAUCGCCAGCAACUCUUCUACUAUCUCCCGAUCAAUUGGUUUCCAUGGUGCUGUGAGCUCGCUGUGAUUCAGCAAUGGCUCCGCGCUGGAUCUCUCAUGACCAGACAAGACUGGCCGACCGCACUGUCACUCCGACAGCCACAUCUUGGUGGUAAUCAGUGGAGUACCGCCACUGUCCAUCAAAAUCUUUGACCUCCCGCAUCCACCGCCAGUUCCGUCUCUCUGCAAGCAAAUCACAGGCGCCAUUGCUCAGCUUCUGAGGAGCGGAGCGGAGCCGAGAUGGAGCCCAUCCCUCUGCUGACGCCGUACAAGAUGGGCCAGUUCGACCUGUCGCACCGGGUCGUGCUGGCGCCCAUGACGCGGCAGCGCGCCUACGGCGGCGUGCCGCAGCCGCACGCCGCCCUCUACUACUCCCAGCGCGCCACCCCCGGCGGCCUCCUCAUCUCCGAGGCCACGCGCGUCGCGCCGGCGAGGCGGGACGAGGAGCCGACGUCGUUCAGGGACAUGCCGGGGAUCUGGGCGCCGGAGCAGGUCGAGGCGUGGAGGCCCGUGGUGGACGCCGUGCACGCCGAGGGCGCCGUCUUCUUCUGCCAGCUCUGGCACGCCGCGGCCGGCAACGGCGACGAUGCCAGGGAAAGGCAACAGGUGAGCCCGCAGAUGAGCUACGAUGGCCGCCGCGAGGAGCUGACGUCGCCGAGGAGGGUGGCGCCCGAGGACGCGCCCGGCGUCGUGGACGCGUUCAGACGCGCCGCCAGGAACGCCAUCGAUGCCGGCUUCGACGGCGUCGAGCUCCAAGGCACCAACGGCUACUUCGUCGACGGCGGCGGCGGCGGCCCGGAGAGCCGGUGCCGGUUCGCGCUGGAGGUGGUGGAGACCGUGGCGCGGGAGAUCGGCGGCCACCGCCUGGGCCUGCGGCUGGACCAGUUCACGGCCGAGCCCGAGGAGCACGCGCUGGCGCUCCACGUCGUGAGCCGGCUCAACGACCUCGGCGUGCUCUACUGCCACAUGAUCGAGCCCAAGGUGGACGGCCGGCGCCGUGUGUCCCGGCGGCUGCUGCCGUACAGGGAGGCGUUCGGCGGCACGUUCAUCGCCAGCGGCGGGUACGGGCGGGAGGAGGGCGACGCGGCCGUCGGCGAGGGGUACGCCGACCUGGUGGCCUACGGGCGGCUCUUCCUGGCCAACCCGGACCUGCCGAGGAGGUUCGAGCUGGGCGCGCCGCUCAAUGACUGCGUCAGCGCCACCUUCUACGGCGCCGGAGUCGGAUCCGCCCACCCCGCCGUCGGAUACACCGAUUACCCGUUCCUCGACUGAUCGAUGAUCGACUUGGUUUACCUGAAUGUUGUAUAUAUGCUGAUACGUACUAAUUUUAUGGAGUAUUAAUUACCCUGUAAAUGAUGAUCGACACUCCCUGUUCAAAAAACGCAAAAUAGUGCAUCUUGGACAUUACACUAUUUAAUCGAGCUGUACUCAUUUGUCCUA
Aegilops tauschii subsp. strangulata is the source of this 1572-nucleotide messenger RNA. RefSeq names its product 12-oxophytodienoate reductase 1. Gene Ontology annotation, molecular function: oxidoreductase activity; FMN binding. Lineage: Eukaryota; Viridiplantae; Streptophyta; Magnoliopsida; Poales; Poaceae. The record is from RefSeq and is a predicted model, not a curated record.